CCCUCACUGGAAAACAACCCAACUAAACAUAACAGAUUACAUCAGCUCAGGCUUUUCAAUUCCUGGAUGGCAGCAGCGUGCUAAUCCAACCUUCAUCCUGGAUUUCGCAAAGUAAAACAAGGGAGGCUGGCAAGAAGACAGCUUGAGGAAAUUGACGACGGCAGGCCUGGUGAGCAGUAGGCUGUAUAAAGGCUCAAAAAACUGCAAGCUGAUCUCCCAGCUACUACUUCUGGUCCUUCACUGCUACGUCCCAGCAGCAGCAGAAGAAGACCUCAGAGCUAAAUUUCUCAACCUGCUCUUCUGUAGUGGAAACCGUGCACCUAGCACCAAAAGACAUGAAUCGUUUUUUGGUCUUCACUCUCUUUUUGGUACCCACGAAUGCUGGACCUACUUGGAGUACCAAGUAUGCUGUGGACUGCCCCGAGUCCUGCAACAGCAGCGAAUGCAAAAGUCUGGUGCACUGUAAGAAGCAGGUGUUGGAUGACUGCGGCUGCUGCAGAGUCUGUGCUGCAGCCUUGGGAGAGACGUGCUACCGGACCGUCGCAGGGAUGGAUGGCGUGAAAUGCGGCCCUGGAUUGAAGUGCCAGUUUUUUUCUGAAGAGGAUGAUUUUGGUGACGAGUUCGGUAUCUGCAAAGAGUGUCCGUACGGGACCUAUGGACUGGAGUGCCGAAGAACCUGCAACUGCCAGUCUGGCAUAUGUGACAGAGUAACUGGGAAAUGUCUGAAAUUUUCAUUUUUCCAACUGGCUGCUUCAAAGCCCCCCAGCAGACUAAAGCUAAUUCCACAUGCAGAGAAUGAUAUGGGAUCCGGUGAUGGCAAUUCUGUAAAAGAGGAUUUUGUCAAAGAAAAAGCCAUUAACUCCCCAAUAACGAAAUGGCUAAACCCUCGCUGAUAUUAGCCUAUAUGGGCAGGACUUUCAAAACUGAUGUGCUUUCUUCACAUUUAUAAUGAAUGUUCAGCAAUCUGCUCCAGCAAAGGAAAUAGUAAUGUGUAAUAAACAAAUAACCGAAUCCAGUCUGUAACUUCAGGAAAAGAGUGUAAGACUGUGUACAGUGUACAUGUUUUAAAGAACACAUCUUAAUUGUCAUUAGAAUACUAAAGUACAUUAUGAACUGUUGAAUGUAAACUUUUUUGAAAGGACACAUGAAUCUAGGAGUCAUCUCAAAUCUGCAAGCCCUACACAAAAUAUUCAUUCAUUUAAAACAUAGGAAUUGUAUGGUGACAGAAGUCCACCAAAGUUAGGAAAUGUAAAUUUCAUAGCUGAUAUCCUGAUAGACUGAUGAAUGUAAUAAAAGGGACUAAAAUCAGUAUUAAUUUUGAAUAUGAAGACUACAGUUUUACGCAUAUUACAUGGAAGUAAGAGCCAUGGAAUUCAGUGAGACUUAUUUUUGUGUAAGCAUGCCUAGGAUCAGGCUGCACUGCCACAAUCCAAGACACAGCUAAACUUGCAGGCAGUUGAAUCCUGUGUAUGUCUACUUGGAGUUACACGCUACUAUGCU
Podarcis raffonei (Aeolian wall lizard) is the source of this 1500-nucleotide messenger RNA. RefSeq names its product endothelial cell specific molecule 1 (gene ESM1). The transcript is spliced from 3 exons. The record is from RefSeq and is a predicted model, not a curated record. Gene Ontology annotation, cellular component: extracellular region. NCBI's taxonomy places the organism in Eukaryota, Metazoa, Chordata, Lepidosauria, Squamata, Lacertidae. Bases 336 to 893 code for a protein of 185 amino acids.